Messenger RNA from Oldenlandia corymbosa var. corymbosa, 522 nucleotides. Lineage: Eukaryota; Viridiplantae; Streptophyta; Magnoliopsida; Gentianales; Rubiaceae. The record is from the annotation of a GenBank genome assembly.
AUGACUCCUGAUGAUCACCCUGCCUACUAUAUUAAUUCGUUUAACCUACUGAGGUAUAGGUUACAAAACCUCAAAAUGUUUGCAAUUUCCACUAAAAAAUCAAGCAAUGAUUUUAGUGUUGGGCAUUUCCUGGCAAGGAUUGAAGAUACUGUUCGGAGAAAUGCAGAGCAGGAUGCCGUCGACGAAUUUCUAAAAGAUGCUGCAUCGCUUGAUGGAGAACUAGAUGAAUGGUAUGCCACCCUCUUCAAUACAUCAGGGCAGUCAGCUUCACUUACAAUAGAUGAAGUACUAGAAAUCAUUGGUUCCUUCCAGGAGAAUCUUGUGGAGUUCAAGGGUUCAGAAUGGCCAUUUGUAACCCUUCGAGGGGUGGAAUAUAAGAUGGAACCUUUGGGAGUUCAGAUGGUCUUCUUGCAGAGUCUCAUUCGUUUUGUUAGACAGAGAAACACUGAUCCCGAAGACGAUUUGUUGGUUCAUACAGAACCUGUUGCUAUCAGUGCUGCAUAUCUCCUGUCUACAAAUUGA